GGUGAGUGGGAAGUGUAGAUUUUUUGUGAAGUGGUUGUGUAAAUUGUGGCGUCUCGAAUUAUGAGUAUGGAUGUUUUUAACCCUGUAAAGUGAAUUGUUAAACGGAGUUAAGUCCAGUGUAGUGCGGUGCUUUCCUGUAGUGUUUUUGGGUUCGCCCAGCUGUUUUGUGCAGUGCAGCUCAUUUGAGUGCAAAGACGUGUAUUGCAGUACGGUGUAGUGAAGUGCAGCUGGUCCACUGUGUGGUGUGGUACUGAUUUGUCUUGUAAUUUAUUCAUAAAUCUCAUCAUCACGCGCCACCAUCGGAGAGAGUCAACCAGGGAUUUGCAGCGUGUGUCAUCAUGUGUCGGUCACAUGAACAAAGGAGCCGUCACGCAGAUGCGGGUUCGCGUUUUAACGCUCAGCAGUCUUUACGUCAAGUUCUCAGUCAGAGAGCAAGGGAAGAGGUCUCUGCUUACACAGCACAGCUUAGCAGAAGUGGGAAAAAGCCAUCAUGUCAACAAGCCAACCUCUCAUUACUCAUUCCACACUGCCUACUCACCCCAAUUAACCUGCUCCAUCCCAUGAUGCACCUUUGUCAGACAAGACUCAUCUGUUGCCUCCUCUCCUCCGUGUCCUGUGAACAGGCUAUCACAGCGUCCAUGGCAACAAUGCGGACUUGAUAAUAAUACAUACUCCCUCCCCUCUGGUCUUCGUCCUAUGCCAGGAGUCUCCCGCACUAUGAAGGAAAGAGUGACAAAGCCCACGGCCAUGGCCCAGGGUCGGGUCGCUCACAUGAUUGAAUGGCAAAACUGGGGCAUGCAGACGGUGGGUGCGGGUGGCAUCCCCCAGGCCCGCAUCACCACCCAGGAACGGGAGAAAGAGCGGCGGCUGGAAAACGACGCCUACAGUGACCUCAGCGACGGAGAGAAGGAGGCUCGUUUCGCUGCAGGUAUCCUGCAACAGUUUGCCAUCUCAGAGGCAACACUCCUGGCGUGGUCAUCGAUGGACGGCGAGAGUCCACGGUCAGGGUCAAACCAGGGCAGCGUGGCUCACCUGAGUGAGGUCAACCAGGAGAGCAUCACCAGUCGAGAUCAGAUACUGCACCACUCCUCAGCGGAGGUGUGGCCUCACACAUACGUCUCGCAGGGCCACUACUGCCUCUCCUCCUCCGACGCCUGGGAGCCGAUCAACAACGAUCCCUCCGGCGUGGCGUCUCCCCCUGCUGGCUCCUACGUUAUGGGGACGGACGGGUACGACGGCCAGGCGGCGCCUCACUUCCUGUCUCAGCAGCAGCAGCAGUUCAGUCUCCAGCAGCAGAGUCAGCUACAGCAGCUGCAGCAGAUCCAUCAGAUCCAGCACUACCAGCAACAGCAGCUCCUGCAGUAUCAGCAGCAACAACAGUCUCUGGAGCACCGGCUGCACAGCGCCAAUCAGUCCUUGCAAGCAACGCCCAACAGCACCAUCCACAGUCUGGUUCAUUCUGUCCACCCUCCGCUGGUUGAUCUGUGGAACACGGGGCAGAUGGAGGCCUACCCCGUGGAAGUGGGCGGCUACAUGGGCGUGGCGGCGGUGGUGGAGCCGAGCCUCUGCAUCCCCCCUGCAGACGAGAUGGUGGGGACAGAACACUCCCCGUUACUGGAGCAGCAGGAAGAGGAGGUCAAGGAGGAAGAGGUCACACUGUGCUUGGAGCCAGAGGCGGCCACGUUGACUCCGCCCACGCAACAAGGGGAUGCCUCCGGCGGCAGUAGUCCGGGGCAACCACCGGCAGAACCAAUCACAGAGCGGAAAGCCUCCGAUGUCACCUCCGGCCUCAUCCAGACACUAGAGGAGAAGGAGGGGCCACCUGCUUCCAUGGCAACCAACUGAGUUCCUGGCUGUCAAGAGACUCCUUAUUACAAACUGACCGGGGAGCUGGCAAGGGAUGAGCGUAAAAACACAACAUAUAUCUAUUUAUGUUCCUUUUUCAGGUAUCAGAAACCACCAUUUCGGUUGCAAGAUGAAUUAUUCAAAAGGGUGAGAAACAGACUUUGAAGUGAACUCACGACGAGACAAGAGUCGAUGCAACAAAGGACACCUAUUACUUUGUAAGCCUUACAUCCCAAAGGUAACUGAGGAGAAGAGUGAGAGUGGAGGAGGAGGAGGAGGAGGAGCACCUACUGACUGAAUCAUUUCCAUCAAGGGAAUGACACCACACUGAGAUGAAGGGGAGGGGAAUGGAACCAUGCAUGCUUUCUAUGAAGACAAACAAACACGACCCUGUCAUCGUCUUCUAAUGAUAACGAAAAACCUAACAUAAUAAAGCGUUAUAAUAAGAAUAAUUUUGUAAUAAAGCAAACAAAAGAAAAAGAACAAGAAUCUAUGUAUAAGUGUAUGAUAAGGUAUAACAGUUUUCCCCUGGGAGAACUUCUCUGUUUACAGCUGUUACUCAACACAUUAGAUGGCAUUUAAUCAAAUUGAUUUCCCCGUCGCAUCAAACGCAUACGUCACCCGACAACUUUCAACAACAAACGAGCAGGCGCCGGAAAACGUGAGCAUUUCAGUGAAAUGCAGUCUCGAAAUGAAUUCUCCUGUGACGUCGUGGCAUCAGGAUGCCCGAGGCACAACCCAGGGACAGGCCUGUCCUGCUGACUGCACACGCUGAACACUGCACAGAUAAGGAUUGUACUGUAAGAUAGUGUGCUUCCUACUCUCUGUAUGCAUGUUUCUUCUGAGUACUAUGGAGUACCUGUACUAUACGGCACUGUAUAGACUUUGCACUGAACCAUAGUAUUCAGGUGUGGCCGCGGCGGGCUUUGAGCGGCGAGCUUUUGUGACGGAGCUGCAUAUGCGAAUCUCUUUUUGCACUGAUGCAAUCCAACAGGUCAGAGGCUGCCUUUGGACCGUUGAUGUUACCCAGUACCCACUCUGAGAGCUUUCAGCACCACCAACAACCAAAACCGAGCCACUUUACAACACAAAAUCCUCAGCUGCUUUUUUUUUUUUCCUCGCAGACGUAGUCGGGGAGGGGAGGGGGGAUAAAUUAAAGGAUGAUAACCACUAUCUUGAAUGUACUGGGACGCAGACGGCCGUACAUGAGCGCUGCUUUUCACGUCUCCUCAUAGAAAGACAGAUUUGAGCGCUCUCUCCUAAGACACAAAGAUAAACAGGUCUUUCAAAGGAGCUGAAAAUGCAUUCACUGCUGGCUCGCCACCACACACAGACACACAGAUAUCUAAAUUGUAACCAGCAAUAGGCAGGCGCAACGCUGGCGUCUCUAUUAAAGAGCCGGCGUCAGCUCUGUCGUAUAGAUGUAAAUAAUCUGAGUAUAUAGAAAUUGCCUCUCACUCGCUCACUCACAGUCCGUGCUGUUACAGUGUGAUUUCUUUAUUUUUGUACACCUCUUGUGUCUCACUUUUGUUUUUGGGAUUGCUCUCGAGCUCACAGUUUAGCCUGACUUUUUUGUUUUUUUUUUGUUUUGUCACGGAAAACCACCGCAAACAGACAAACGCUGUAAAUAGAGCGAUCGCUCGGACUGGAGGAGGUUUAAAAGUCAAAAAACAAAACAAAAAAAAAGACGCAAGUCCAUCUUUCUGGAGAGACAAAAGUGCAGCGGCGGCGUGUUGAGUCCACGGGGCUGAAACCGCGGCCCGCGUGCAAUCAGCCAAUCAGGGAACAGAACAGAACAGAACAGAGGACUAGGACUGAACGCUGGAGCCGAACCGAUCGGUGUCUUCCUGCCCGUCGUUAUUACUGUGAAGAAGCUGCCGAUAGUGAUUAUGGUGACGUUCGAGGAGCAUGGUGUCAUUUAUUUCUUCAUUUUCUUUCUUUCAUCUGAAGGAGCAAGAUGGGGAGUUAAACAGCGAAACGAGCGGACUCUCUCUGCAUGACUCACUGACAAACUUUACAACAACACACAACCACUGUUUCCAUCUUCUUCUCUGUCGGGGAGCACCUUCUCCUCUCACUCUGAUGAUUGUGUGAGAAACUUUUAAGAGGAAAAAAAAAAACGUUGUUUAGUGACUUGAAUGAAUUUAUUUAUUGAUUGCUUCUUUAUGCAACGUUGGGGACAAUGUUUAUUUUUCUACUGACUUGUUGAAUUCCCUUCCAGUAUAAGUUAGAAUAGGUGUCAUUGUUGUAAAGCAGUCUCGUUGUCGCCCGGUUUUGAGCACUUUACGCCGAGAGGGAAAACAAACCUCGGUAAGAGACAAGAGAUGGAGAAUUUGGCAGCUCUCAGUUUUAAAGAAACAAUCGUCACUUUCUUUCACUGACCAUACAAAGCAAUUUUUAAAGAGGGCUCAAAACUGCAAACAGAAUGUCUUUACCCAAUGGCACAUAUUGAUUUAUUUAUUGAACAAUUACUUGGGGGGAGGAAUAACGUGACAGCUUGUACAGAGUCUAUAAUUUCGUGUAGGUACCUAUCCAUCUGGGAGCAGUAUCGUUUUCUUUAAAAUGUUAUUCAGUGGAAAGACUUCAUAUUUGUUGAUCAUGGAUUAUUUGGGCUCGACUGUUUGCUAAAAAGAGACAUCUGUCCAGAAAAGACACUGCUUCAAUUUGGGUUAUUUUAUAUAUAUAUAUUUUUUUUUUGUUCAUUAAAAGUCUCAAUGAAUGAAUAAACAAACAACAAGAAGCCAAAUAUAUUUCUGUCAACGUUAA
This is a messenger RNA of Mugil cephalus (flathead mullet), 4611 nucleotides long. It is a transcript of the gene fam131bb, whose product is annotated as family with sequence similarity 131 member Bb. The record is from RefSeq and is a predicted model, not a curated record. The transcript has 6 exons. Bases 697 to 1845 code for a protein of 382 amino acids. Lineage: Eukaryota; Metazoa; Chordata; Actinopteri; Mugiliformes; Mugilidae.